Molecule: messenger RNA, 1983 nt
Organism: Protomyces lactucae-debilis
Lineage: Eukaryota; Fungi; Ascomycota; Taphrinomycetes; Taphrinales; Protomycetaceae
Exons: 3
Coding region: 1-1983 (660 amino acids)
Biological process (GO): magnesium ion homeostasis
Cellular component (GO): intracellular membrane-bounded organelle
Source: RefSeq, a predicted model, not a curated record
AUGGCCAGUCCCCCUCGUCCCUGCCCCUCGUUGCAGCAUGACGCUGCUUUCUUUUCGAUUUUCGCCUUCGACACUCAGCGCAUCUGCAUCCACAACUCCAACCAAGUCUGCGCAUGCUCCAUCAGCACAGGGCGCCCUCGCACUCCAUCUCGCUCGCAGGAACAUGCCUUAGACUCUGUCUUCUUGUUGCAGCCGGACUCAGGCAACUCGUCUCUAGCACAUCCGGAUGUUCCCGAUGAACAACCAGGCUCGCCGCAGUUCUGGUGGAAGCUCGGUGUGUCUGUCGUACUGAUUCUUGGUGGUGGUGUCUUUGCCGGACUCACUAUCGCGCUCAUGGGUCAAGAUAUCAUCAAUUUACAAGUCCUUGCAGAGUCAGGCGAGGAACGCGAACGCAGACAUGCUGCAAAAGUGCUGUCUCUGCUCAAGCGUGGCAAACACUGGGUCCUUGUCACGCUUCUCCUCUGUAAUGUCCUCACCAACGAAUCACUCCCCAUUGUGAUGGACAGUAUCCUCCCUGGCGGUCUAUACGCUGUCGCCAUCUCUACCGUGUCGAUUGUCAUCUUUGGUGAGAUUAUUCCUCAAUCAUUGUGUGUACGUUAUGGAUUGCCCAUUGGUGCUGCUUUCGUGGCUCCUAUGCUGGGACUUAUGUACAUCAUGUACCCAGUCGCCUACCCUAUUGCCAAGCUACUCGACUACUUGUUGGGCGAUGAUGAGGGCACAGUAUACAAGAAAGCAGGUCUCAAAACACUCGUCACGCUCCACAAGACGCUAGGUGCGGACCGACUCAAUGAAGAUGAAGUCACCAUCAUCACAGCUGUGCUCGACCUCAAGGACAAGAGUGUCGGAAGCGUCAUGACACCGAUUGAGGAUGUCUUUACAAUGAGCGCUGAUACAAUUCUGGAUGAACCCAUGGUCGACACCAUCUUGAAGGAAGGUUACUCGCGCAUCCCCAUCUACCAGCCAGGCAACCCAACCAAUUUCGUCGGCAUGCUGCUCGUCAAGAUCCUCAUCACCUAUGAUCCAGAUGACAGAGUACCUGUCAGCAAUUUCACCCUCGCAACGCUCCCAGAAACACGACCUGAAGUAUCGUGCCUCGAUAUUCUCAAUUUUUUCCAAGAGGGCAAGUCGCAUAUGGUAUUGGUGUCUGAACGACCAGGGGAGCCAGCCGGGGCGCUAGGUCUGCUAACAUGUGAGGACAUUAUUGAAGAGCUCAUUGGUGAAGAAAUUGUCGACGAGAGCGACGUUUACAUUGACGUGCACCAAAAAACGCGUCGACUCGAUGCUGCGCCCCUGAGGAAAGGUCAUCGUAUCAAUUUCACCUCGCUUGAGCGUAGAAAGACGGAUCUCAAUCUCUUGACGGGUGGCAAGCAAGCAACUGGCAAGCCGCUCUUUAGGCCAGCCAACGUUGCGCACAACCCAACAGAAACGAAAACAACCAAAGUUACCAUCAAGCCCACUACUAAUGUGAAUCUGACACCAAGCAAAUCUGGCGAACGACCUGGUCUGCGUGAUGCGGGUCAGCGCGACCUCAGUGCGUCACCCGGAUACGGUACCACGUCUGAGCGUGCUGCCAUGCAUGACAACCUCAAUAAUUCCGAUGUGGAGGACCAGCAAGAUCAGUCUUAUCAGACAGAUGAGGAGGAAGCAGACGAGCAACGACCCUUGUUACUGCAAGUGCCACAAGAUCGUCAUUUGCACGGCAGAAAAACGUCACGGGUGCGUUCUGGCAGUAUCAUUGAAACGACAGUUGAGCAACCCGACGGAACCAUCAAGAUGGUGGUUGGCUGUACACAUGACCAUCACAAUGCCAUGAGCGAUGCCGAGUCGAGCGAUAGUGGUUACAGCCGGCGCAAGAACGGCCAUAAGGUGAACCGAUCUGCUCGACCUGCGAGUGCGAGAAGUCAUAGCUCAGGUGGUUCUAUGCGUGAUUCACCAUUACUCAAGUUGGAUGGAGACCAAAAGAAAGCGAAUAGGAAAGGGUGA